Molecule: messenger RNA, 3562 nt
Organism: Macrosteles quadrilineatus (aster leafhopper)
Lineage: Eukaryota; Metazoa; Arthropoda; Insecta; Hemiptera; Cicadellidae
Product: BTB/POZ domain-containing protein 6-like
Exons: 7
Coding region: 128-1450 (440 amino acids)
Biological process (GO): neurogenesis
Cellular component (GO): P-body; cytosol
Molecular function (GO): protein binding
Source: RefSeq, a predicted model, not a curated record
UUAGGAAUAAUGGAAUGUUUAUCCUGUCAGAAAUGCUUUCUCAGGCUUCUAAUUUGAUUCAUCUUCUGUAACUUUAUUACUUUAUUAUAGUUGACUUGAGUGCUGGUCAAAAUUAUUAGCCAUAAAAAUGGAGGAUGAUUGGCAAACUCAAAAAUCGUGUAUACGUGAACGAGCUGAGGUGUUAUUUUCAACUAAGGAUCUAAGUGAUUGUGAAUUUUUAGUGGGAACUGACAAAGUAAAGAUACCUAGUCACAAAUUGUUUCUUGGAAUGGCGAGUCCAGUUUUCUAUGCAAUGUUUUAUGGAGAGAUGGCCGAAAAGAGCUCUAUUGAAAUCAAAGACAUCGAGCCUGAUGCAUUCAGAGGCAUGCUGCAGUACAUUUACUCAGACAAAGUGGACUUUGAGUCAUGUACGCACGCCUGUACAGUCUACUCAGCCGCUAUGAAGUAUCUUCUGCCUUACCUUGAAGAAUAUUGCAUCAAAUACUUAAGAGAAAAUAUAACAGCCAAUUCUGCCUGUGAACUGUACGAGUUUUCUUUAUUUCAUGAUAUUACCGACAUCAAGGAAAUGUGUUUGCAGGUUUUCCAAGACAACACCUCUGAGGUUUUGAAAAGUGCCGGUUUCUUAGAGUGUGAAUUUUCCACAGUGUUAAAAAUAUUUGAACAGAAUAAACUGGAACUGGAUACAGAAUUACAGCUUUUUCAAGGGCUCCAGGAUUGGACAGAAGCAGAGGCUGCGAGACUUGGAGUGUCCGUUGAAUCCCUCGCCAUGUCUGUUACUGAGGCUCUCUCCAAGAUCAUGUUCCUGAUGAUGACAGCUGAAGAGUUCACCAGUGGUCCGGCUCUCUCCCCUCUACUCACAUCCGAGGAGAAACUCGCCAUUGCCAUGAACAUCACCAAACCUGGCGUGAUUGGGAUUCCAGAGCGUAUCAACAAGUCCACAGAGCCCCGUAGGCCACUGUCCCCCAUGCUGCCCCCUACAGUACCCCCCAUAGAGUGGAGUUUGGUCAGGGAAGUGUCAGACACCAUUGUCUACCCUAUCACUCGGUGGGUCAACCCCUUCCCUCGGAAAGGUCUCACUGUCUCUAGGAACAUCAGGUUGAAAGGAGUCAAGAUUGCUUCCCAGAGGGUUUCGACCAGCGGAGAGUGCAGCCUAACCUACAAGGAGAACGUAACGAUAGUUCUCAAGAAGGAUUGGGCCGUAAAGUUCUCUGGAGCAAAGUACAUGCUGGACACUCCGUACAACGACUCGUUCACUGUGCUGUUCACCAAACCUGUGCUGAUAGAGGUAGGCAAAAAGUAUUGGAUCAUCAUACAGUUUGACAAGAACGGCGACUACCAAUUCAUGAGAGACGUCAACAGUGUUUACAAUCUAAACAACAUCAGGGUCGAACUUUACGAAGAAUUCUCCCCAAUUACGGAGUACUUGUUUUGUGAUAAGCCCGAGGAGUAAUCAUAUUUAUUUACAUAGGUACAUUUAUUUUUUUUAAUAGUUGUACAGUCAUGAAUCCUAUAUUUUUACUGGUUAGUUGAUUUUGAUAUUGAUUUUGUGGAUUAAGUGUCACUUGAUUAUUGCCGUCCAAUUAAUUUUGAGUGUAGACCUUUUAUAACUUUGUUUGACUGUAUGUGAUUCAAUUUGACUAAAAUAGCUGGAUACCUAAAAUUGCCAUAUACAGGUAUUUAUAAAAACCGAAAUUUCAGGCUUCAACUAAUUUAUUGAACUCUCUUGAGUGUCUGUUUUACGAGUAAUUCUGUAAAAACACAAGAGUAAAACAAUCUAUUGUUUGAAAAUCAAAAUUAAAUUGACAUUAAGUUAAGUUAAAAACUAUAAUGUAAGGAAAAGCCAAUUGUACUGAAAAAUAUGAUUCCUUUCAACAUUUAUCUGGUGCUAAAAAACGGGCGGGGUUUGUAAGUAAGAAUGGCUUUGUCGUAUGGAUCCGUAGUAUGCUUGUACACCGCAACGAGUCUCGUCGCCACUUACUGGCAUCAUUUGUGAACAAUAUGAUGCAAUUUGCAGCUCUGUAGCUUUACUGUGUGUUCUUAAGGUUUUUUGGAUUAUCAAAAUUCUCCCGCCGUGUCCAAGAUAAGGUCAAUGAUACUUUUUUGACCACAAGAAACAUAUACGAUGCUGAAAUCCAACAUCAGAUGACUUAAGUUUAUGACCCUAAUGCAAUGAUAGGGAUAAAAUGUAGAAACAGGCUUGGGAGUUAAAAAUGGCAGUGAAAAUGUUCAUUUCAGAAGGAAUUGUGUUUUUGGCGGAUACCUAGACUUCUCACAGAAGACGAGAAAGGAAAAUGGGUAUCUCGGCAAUUUUUACACUCCAUAACACAUUUCCCUACUUUACCCUCACUCAUUGCAUUAGGGACAAAGACUUCAGUCAUCUGGCAAUGAAUGUCGGCAUCAGAUAUGUUUCUUGUGAUCAAAAAUCGUAUCACUGAUCUUAUCUCGCACACGGCGGGAGAUUCAAUAAAAAGCUUUAAAACACACGGUGAUGCAUACAAGUCUGUUUCAGAGCUACAAAUUGUGUCAUUUUGUUCACAAAUGAUGCCAGUAAGUGGCGAGGAGCCUCGUUGUGACGUACAAGCAAACUAUGGAUUCAUACGACAAAAUGGCCGCUACUUAAAAAAACCGCUCUUUUUACUUCAAAAAUUUGUCCACGCUACAUUUUUUACUAAAAUGAUUUUUUUAUAACUAAAACAGUUUUACAGCUCGUGACACCUAAGCUGGCACUUGGAUAGCGUGGGCAGUGUAGGUGGGAGGAGGGUAGAGGUAGGAAAAAGACCGGACUGCAAACAUUUCCGCUGCCUCAGGGGGUUGACUUCCCUUGUAUUGUGUACUUGAGCGCCUUCAUAUGGGUAGCGAGGACAGUUGAUGCAACCCGCAUGACUGGACAUAAUGUUUUUGAAUUAGGUACUAGUGGUGAUCGGCCAAGUGCCAGCUUAGAUGUCACGAGCUGUAAUAGGAAACAUAAUCCAUGUUUUGCACAAUCUCCCCCAGCAGGGCUAAGAUUGGUCAUUGAUUAAUGAUUAUUGAUAAGAGGGAUUGUUUACGAUACAAUUUAUGGCCUAUUGACUAGAACAAAAGAAUUAGACACCUGAAAAAUGGUUAAUUUAUAUGACUAGAAUGAAUGGUUGUAUUUAUAACACUGAAAUAAAUUUAUUUUACAUUACUGUCAUUAUAAAUGGCUGAUCCAGCCAGUUAGACAACAGAUGAGUCUAGUCUACAGUUCCAUCUGGACGCCAAUGCCCAUGUGCCCCCCUCGCUUACCCAAAAAUUGACUUUUUAGACAACAGCAAAUUUAAAUGUAAGAAUUUAGAUUUUGUAAAAGAUGCCAUAAAAUAUAUUAGGCCUAUAUAUAAGGAAGAUUUAUGUAUAACAUACAAUAUACCAACCUGUUACUGUAAUUAAGGCUGUGUAAUAUGAUCUGGUUUACAACCUCUUUUUAUUAGACUAGCUAGAGACACAUUUAAUUUAAAUAAGUUUGUGUUUUGUCUAAUUUUUAACUGAUUGUUUAGUUAGAUAUCAUAUAUGUACAUUAUUUAUUCCAUUGUAAGGAAAUCAAAUC